This is a messenger RNA of Acanthaster planci (crown-of-thorns starfish), 2922 nucleotides long. Its product is annotated as glycerol-3-phosphate dehydrogenase, mitochondrial-like. NCBI's taxonomy places the organism in Eukaryota, Metazoa, Echinodermata, Asteroidea, Valvatida, Acanthasteridae. Gene Ontology annotation, biological process: glycerol-3-phosphate metabolic process. Gene Ontology annotation, cellular component: mitochondrion. The record is from RefSeq and is a predicted model, not a curated record. Gene Ontology annotation, molecular function: calcium ion binding; glycerol-3-phosphate dehydrogenase (quinone) activity.
ACGUGGAAAACCGAAAGUGAUCUUGAGUAUUUCUAGACUGUCCAUGACCUGGCUGAGGAGCAUUUUGCAGGCAAAACUGGACAUGAACAGGACGUGAAUACUCUCUGGUGGACCGUGUGGACCUUUUUGGAAGAGAAAACCGAAUUUUGAAAGCAGAAAUCUUUGCGUUCUCUCUGAGACAGCUUAACGAUGGGCUCGCCUUCAAGGUCAACAUCAGGAAAACCAACACUUUGUUAUUCAAGCACCAAUACAGCCGUACUAUUUCCAAAUUUUCUACGUUCAUCUUCCUUCCAAGACAGGUUUGGUUAGUUGGCUGGUGUCAUGGCGUCAUCUGGCCGUCUGCGCAAGGUUGUCAUCGGCGGGGGCCUCCUGGGAGCUGGCGCACUACUGGCCGGCUACGUUGUCAGCAGGAACUCGGCUCAGAAACUCUCCAAGAAUCGGCAGGCCCAUGUCGUGGCUGCUGAGCUGCGCAAUGCUCACCUCAGCAUGCCCCUGCCGACUCGAGAGCAGCAAAUGCAGUCACUGCAGAACACUCACGAGUUUGAUGUGCUAGUCAUUGGGGGCGGAGCUACUGGAUGUGGAGUGGCACUGGAUGCCGUCAGUCGCGGGCUGAAGACGGCACUGGUAGAGAUGUACGAUUUCUCGGCGGGCACCAGCAGCCGCAGCACCAAGCUGAUCCACGGCGGCGUGCGCUACCUGGAGAAAGCGAUCAAGGGCCUGGACUUGGAGCAGUACCGGCUGGUCAAGGAGGCCCUGCAUGAAAGGGCCAACCUGCUAGAGAUUGCCCCUCAUCUCUCCUCGCCACUUCCCAUAAUGCUGCCGGUGUACAAGUGGUGGCAGCUGCCCUAUUUCUGGGCAGGCAUCAAGAUGUACGACCUGGUGGCUGGUAGGCAGUGCCUGAAGCCCAGCUACCUUCUCUCCAAGACAAGAGCCUUGGAGCUAUUUCCCAUGCUCAAGAAGGAGAAGUUGGUCGGCGGGAUCGUGUAUUACGAUGGUCAGCAUAAUGAUGCCAGAAUGAAUAUCGCCAUCGCACUGACAGCAGCGAGGAUGGGGGCGACAGUCGCCAACCACACGGAGGUGCUUAGCGUGAUCAAAGGCAAGGAUGCAAGUGGGCAGGAGGUCAUCAAAGGAGCGCUAGUCAGGGACAAGAUGACAGGCAAGGAGUACAGCGUCCUCGCCAAGUCAGUCAUCAAUGCGACGGGGCCAUUCACGGAUUCCGUCAGGAAGAUGGCCGAGCCCGAGGCCACCACAAUCUGUGCACCCAGCUCAGGUAUACACAUCGUGCUGCCUGGUUACUACAGUCCAGAAGCCAUGGGUCUGCUGGACCCUGCCACCAGCGAUGGCCGGGUCAUCUUCUUCCUGCCGUGGCAGAACUUCACCAUUGCCGGCACGACGGACAACCCUUGCAAGGUGACGCACAACCCCGGACCCACCGAGGACGAAAUCCAGUUCAUUUUAAACGAGGUCAAGGAUUAUCUCAGUCCGGAAGUAGCAGUGAGGCGGGGUGAUGUCCUUGCUGCUUGGAGUGGCAUUAGGCCAUUGGUCAGAGAUCCAAAAGCCAAGAACACAGAGUCCAUUGCCAGAAAUCACGUCAUUGAUGUCAGUAGCAAUAAAAUGGUCACCAUAGCAGGUGGUAAGUGGACCACAUAUCGCAGUAUGGCCAAGGAUGCAGUGGACGCAGCCAUCAAGGCCUGCAACCUCCAACCCAAGAACGAUUCGCUGACCGACGGCCUGGUCUUAGAGGGAGGUCACGGAUGGACACCCAACAUGUUCAUCCGCCUCAUCCAGGAUUUUGGAUUGGACGAUGAGGUUGCAAGGCACCUGAGCGAAACGUACGGAGACAAGGCAGUGGAGGUGGCCAGGAUGGCCAACCUGACUGGCAAGAGGUGGCCAGUGGUGGGCAAGAAACUGGCCCAGCACUUCCCCUAUCUGGAAGCUGAGGUGGCCUAUGCAGUGAAGGAGUACGCUUGUACAGCUAUCGAUGUUCUUGCUCGGAGGACACGCUUGGCCUUUCUUAACGUGAUGGCAGCGGAGGAGGCCUUGCCCCGCAUCAUUGACAUUAUGGCCAAGGAGUUGGGCUGGAGUAGUGCAAGGCAAAAGCUGGAACUCGAGAAAGCCACAAGGUUCCUGAACGUGGAGAUGGGUUACAACUGUCACUCCUCCCUCCUGAAAGUCCCCAUUCAGUUCAGCAAUGAGGAGAUUGCUAAGUACACCAAGCGAUUCCAUCUCUUGGACAAGGACAGCAAGGGGUACAUCACGCCCAUCGACAUGCGCAACUUCCUGUCUAGUGUUGGUGAAACAAUAACUGAAGACCAGCUGCGCGACAUGCUGCAAGAAGUAGAUUGCAAUAAGAAUGGACGUGUUGAACUGGAUGAGUUCCUACAGCUCAUGAGUGCCAUCAAGACAGGUGCCAUGGCCAACGUUCGCCUGGAGAUUGCCCUGAACAUGGGAGCCCGCAAAGUGAUCUCGACAGAUCGCAGUGGCGGGGGUGUGUAAACACUACUGAGAUUCUGUAUUUCAAGCGUCAAUUGGUACAUGGUUUAUCUGCAGCAUCUCUGUGCCUGGAUAUUUCUGUCUGAAUGUUUUCCAAGCUAGAGCUGGCUUUGUAUCAUUUAGUCAUAUCUCCUCAUUCUUUCCUUUCCACAAGAUAGGUAUUACGUAGGGGUAGGUAUCAAUGACUGCCUUGUCCAGUAUCUAACUACGAUAACUACUGGGUUGUUAAAAUUGAAUUCGGUGACUGUAACUAUAAACCCCUCCCUUUUGAUGUCACGGUCAUGUUUUUGCCCACCAGUGGCUGGUAAACUAUGGCCAGCGGUCAGUUCAAAUGUAGAAGUUUAAUUCACAAACUGUUAACCACUUCCUGCCGGGGACUCCGUGAUCAGAGGCGUAUGGUUUAUAUGGGUGGCCGGGGUCUCCGAACUC